GGACGUAGGUGCCGACUGGCGCUGGGAGGGGAGGAGCGCGGAGCCCACGCGCCGCCCGACCCCGGCGGAAAGUUUUCCCUGGCGGAGUUUUGGUGGCGGCGGCGGCCGGAGCGGCCAUGGACGCGCUCAAGUCCGCCGGGAGGGCGCUCAUCCGAAGCCCCAGCCUCGCCAAGCAGAGCUGGGGGGGCGGCGGCCGACACCGGAAGCUGCCUGAGAACUGGACAGACACCCGGGAGACACUGCUCGAGGGGAUGCUCUUCAACCUCAAGUACCUGGGCAUGACGCUGGUGGAGCAGCCCAAGGGCGAGGAGAUGUCCGCGGCCGCCGUCAAGAGGAUCGUGGCCACGGCCAAGGCCAGCGGGAAGAAGCUGCAGAAGGUGACUCUCAAGGUGUCCCCACGGGGGAUUAUCCUGACCGACGGCAUCACCAGCCAGCUCAUUGAGAACGUGUCCAUUUACAGGAUCUCCUACUGCACGGCAGACAAGAUGCACGGCAAAGUGUUUGCCUACAUCGCCCAGAGCCAGCACAACGAGAAUCUCGAGUGUCACGCCUUCCUCUGCACCAAGCGGAAAAUGGCUCAGGCUGUCACCCUCACAGUAGCCCAGGCCUUCAAAGUUGCCUUUGAGUUUUGGCAGGUGUCCAAGGAAGAGAAGGAGAAGAGGGAGAAAGCCAGCCAAGAGGGCGGGGACGGCCUGGGCGGGGGCCGCGGCAGCAGCACCCCCUCGUUGAAGAACUUGGUCGCCACGGGGAACCUGCUGGACUUGGAAGAGAUGGCCAAGGCCCCGCUGUCCACAGUCAGCGCUAAUACCACUAACGUCGACGAGGCCCCGAGGCCUCCAGCCUUGAGUAACAGCAGUGUUGUCUGGGAGCUGGAUGACGACCUGGAUGAAGCAUUUUCAAGGCUCGCCCAGUCUCGGACGAACCCUCAGGUCCUGGACACUGGACUGACAGCACAGGACAUCCAUUACGCCCAGUGCCUCUCGCCGGUCGACUGGGACAAGCCUGACAGCGGCAGCCCUGAGCAGGAGGACCUCUUCAGCUUCUGAGCGCCCAGGGCUGGUGGGGCGUGUGACCACAGCCACCUGCAGUUGGGGUGGGGCAGCCCCAGGCCCCCCGGCCCCCCAGCCCCCCUUUUCCGGUGGGCAGCUCUGUCAGCCUGCAGAUCAAAGCUGCAGCCAGUCAAGCGAAGGGAAGGAGACGUGUUGUCUAACCCCACUCUCUAAGAACUGAAAGGGGCUUGAGUAUUUAUUCAGUGACUUCUGGUUCAGCUCGGAAGCUGGGUUUGUGUCAGGCACGAACACGGUGUUACAACCAGCUUCCUGCCUUCUCUUGAGCAAGCUCUGCUGGGCUGUGGGUGUCCGGACGGCGACCAAAGCAUUUCUCGUCCCUUUUCUCUGAGGACCCAGAUUUCCCCGGCGGCAGCGGCGGCCCUGCCCCUCACUGAGGGCAGCAGAGCACUCGUUUCUGCCUUCUGAGCACAGGAGGGCACCGCAGCCUCGGCAGAGACUGUCCCUCCAGCUCAUCUGCUGCAGGGGCUCCAGCAGGCCCGGGGGUCCUCGGAGACAGAGGGGCAGCCCCUGACCAAAGACGACACAGCUGGCACUUUAAAGCACACGCAGCAGGUGUGGCGCCCAGGGUGCCCGAUGGCGCUGCCGUGCAGAGAGCUUUCUCGCUGCCCUUCCACGAGCAGGGACCCAAAGUCCCCAGGACGUCCGUCAGUGCGCUGCCCACGGACUCCCAGAGUCUGACCGCGUGACUGCCCUCCGUCGGCGCCCCCACCCCACCCCUCUCCCCGGGACUGAUGAGCUGUGCUCUCUUCCCUUUCGUCUGUGUGUCUGUGUGAGUGUCCCUGAGCCCCUCCCCCAUACUUCCUGGAUUUGACGAAGAAUAUUUUGUUGCCCUUUUAUAGAGAGAAAACCAAGGCCACCAGCAUGGAAGGGGUAGAGUCUAGAGUAGAGCCCAGGCCUGAUGCCAAAGCUGCCUUCUCACCUGUGCCUCCCACAGUUCACACGUUCUUUUUUCUAGCUUUGUUGUCCCCCCAGAAACCAAAAAACCCAGCUAUUUUCUGACCAAAAUGUGUUUCGUAACAAACCAUCUGGUGCCUUUCCACACGGAACUGGCAGGAGCCUCCUUGCUUGCUGCCUCGUUGCUAUUGAUUUCCGUGAAAAUGGAAUUGUUUGAAGACUGUUCAUUCGGACUGUUAAACAAAACCAAACUCUAAGCACCUGGACACUCUGACCCCGGGUCGGGACGCACCAGCAGCCGGCUAUUUUCAGGGUGUUCCCUCCUCCUCCCUCUUCAUCCGCCCCCCCCCCCCCCGGGCUCCCCGCAUCCUGACACCCAGCCAAGCUGUCAGCACCUUCUCCGUCCCGAGGUGCCUCCCGGGCCCGGCUUUGCUAACCUCAAGUCAGACACUGCUGGUAGUUGGAGCAGGUUUCACCAGCCCAGGAAAAACACACCAUUUCUUAGAAUCUCCUUAUCUAAGUGCUUAAACCAAAAUACAAAGACCAAAGUGCCUGGGUGAGGGGUGGGGUGGGAUUUGCAGGGUCUUUAUCAGGAUAGAACAGCCUUUCCCCGCCCAGCUCCUAUACCCCCGCUGCCCUUCCCGGACCUUGGUAUCGGCCCCUGCAUUUGCCACGAGGCAGUGAGGUUGGGCCUGACACGCCGUCCUGGGCACCAGGGUCCAUCCAGGAGGCCUGAGAAAGGCCGGGCUGUGAGUGGGGUGUGGCCUCCAUCGUGGUCUCUGGCCUCCAGCGGUGGUUGUGCUCCCUGUGUGUGCACAGAUAAGUCUUAUUGUGCUUUUCUUUAUGUUGCUGUCAAUGAAUUUCUAAUGAGGAAAAGGAUAAGUAAUAAAUGUUCUCUUUUUGAAAUACAAA
Myotis daubentonii (Daubenton's bat) is the source of this 2876-nucleotide messenger RNA. RefSeq names its product low density lipoprotein receptor adaptor protein 1 (gene LDLRAP1). NCBI's taxonomy places the organism in Eukaryota, Metazoa, Chordata, Mammalia, Chiroptera, Vespertilionidae. The record is from RefSeq and is a predicted model, not a curated record. Gene Ontology annotation, cellular component: early endosome.